Molecule: messenger RNA, 810 nt
Organism: Lithohypha guttulata
Lineage: Eukaryota; Fungi; Ascomycota; Eurotiomycetes; Chaetothyriales; Trichomeriaceae
Exons: 1
Coding region: 1-810 (269 amino acids)
Source: RefSeq, a predicted model, not a curated record
AUGUCGCCGCCAGUCCUGGAAACUAUCAGAAUUGAAUGCAUCUCCGAGAGAGCAGUUUUGCUGACCUACAACCAGCCGAAAAUCUCUAAUGCAUUCACUCUUCAACAAUACUACGACCUGGCAGAAGCGCUGGAAUGGGCUCGAGACGCUCCCAAAAUCAUUGUGAUCGUCCUCACCGGGGCUGGCAAGCACUACUGUGCAGGCAAAGUCCUCCAGUCACCUGAUGCAGGCGGACCAACCAUCGAUCAGGAGAUAGCAGCUGGCGGUGCAUUGGGCCAAGUCUUGCAGAAUUUUCCAAAGAUCCUGAUUGCAGCUGUCAAUGGAGCUGCUAUAGGUUGGGGAUGUACUCAGCUGUGGAAUUUCGAUCUUGUCUAUGCGAGUAGUGUGGCGUUCUUUCAGACGCCAUUCACCAAAUUGGGCUUUGUGCCUGAAGGUGGAUCAAGCUUUACAUUCGUCAAGACCAUGGGCCGGCAGAGAGCAAUGAGGAUGUUGCUUGCUAGUGAGAGGGUCAGUGCGAAUGGCAUGCAGAUCAAUGGAUUGGUUACUGAAGUCGUUGAUGAUAGCGGUGAUCGAGAGACAUUCGUGCGAAAGGUAUGUGAGAAAGCCGAGAUGAUUGCUGGGUACAAUGAGGAGAGUUUGAAGCUUGUGAAGGAACUAACGAGUCGGGAGGAGGAAGUGAGGGAGAUGAGGCUGGCUAGCGAAAGGGAAAGAGUAGCUUUGAGUCGAGUAUUGAGUGGCGAUGCUGCGAAGAAGAUGAUGGCUGAUUUUGCGACGAGGUCGAAAGGGAGCAAGCCAAGUAGCAAGCUCUGA